AUGGCUGCCACCGAUCCUAUUCACUCAUGGAUGUAUUUCCUGCAACGGGAUCCCAAAUUUGAGACUGAACGCGUCUACGAACUUAGACGGCAGAAGCCUACAAAGAAGAUCCCCCAGACCAACAUGCUGCUCGAAAAGGUGGACAACAUCGCCAUUCAUGAUGUCCGUCCUCGACUCGAACAGUGCUCUUUCGGCACUACUGGAUUCUUCCUCCUGGAUAUGGACACAGGAUUGGUUGCAGAAGACUUUGAUCAUCGCGAGAAGGUGAUAAAGUGCUUCCUUCCUCAGUUGGCAGCUGAAGUCAAGGACAGGCUCAAUGCCAGUAGGGUGCAGAUCUUUGACUACCAGCUUCGAAAGCGGAACCGAGACUUCCCGAUCAGCAAUGGAGAGGUUCACGUAGACGCUACUCCCGGUGAUAUCGAGCGGCUCAGACAUGGUCUCAACAAGGGCAGCUUUGAACGUGUGGACAACGUGCGCUGUCAGUUUGUCAAGUAUGUAUACGUCUUUUUUUUCGCGGAUCUCUAA
Podospora anserina S mat+ is the source of this 525-nucleotide messenger RNA. RefSeq lists its product as uncharacterized. The record is from RefSeq and is a predicted model, not a curated record. The transcript has 2 exons. Bases 1 to 525 code for a protein of 174 amino acids. NCBI's taxonomy places the organism in Eukaryota, Fungi, Ascomycota, Sordariomycetes, Sordariales, Podosporaceae. Gene Ontology annotation, molecular function: oxidoreductase activity.